AUGGCAUCUUCCAGCGACGGCGCUGCAAGGCAGUGCGGGAUGAGGCCGACGCCAAACUACAAGCAGCCGCCGCCGGAGCCCUCCCCCUCCUCGCCCACGUCGCCGGCGUCCAUCCUCGUCGGAUCCGGUGCCGCCGGGCCUCUCUGCGCCUCCGCCGCCCCGCCAAGUCCGUCUGCUGGAGCUGCCUCUGUCCGCUGCCUGCUCGAUCCCCUACCUCGACCACGUCCGUGCGCGUGCGCAAGGGCUGCAAGGCCCAACAGCGCUUCGCGGGGGCAUGCGGAGGCCGGCGCCGGCGAGCAGGCAGUGGAGCGCGUCGACGGGGCCAUGUUGGAGGUCUUGGGCGCCGACCUGCUCCACCCACCUCGAGCCGACGCACGGCUGCUGGCCGACGAGCACAUACAGGGGGCCGGCGAUGCCGGAGGCAGAGGAGAGGGGCGGGCACCUUCCGCGCCGACGAGCGCAGCCGAAGUUGUCCCUCCGUCCAUCUUCUCUGCCUCUGGAUAA
Molecule: messenger RNA, 504 nt
Organism: Aegilops tauschii subsp. strangulata
Lineage: Eukaryota; Viridiplantae; Streptophyta; Magnoliopsida; Poales; Poaceae
Source: RefSeq, a predicted model, not a curated record